Molecule: messenger RNA, 1145 nt
Organism: Monopterus albus (swamp eel)
Lineage: Eukaryota; Metazoa; Chordata; Actinopteri; Synbranchiformes; Synbranchidae
Gene: chmp1b
Product: charged multivesicular body protein 1B
Exons: 8
Coding region: 185-784 (199 amino acids)
Biological process (GO): vacuolar transport
Source: RefSeq, a predicted model, not a curated record
ACCACGUGACAAUGACGUCGAUCAUAUUUUGGUGAGACAUCAGGAAGUGCGGAAGAGUGUGAACACCGAAACCAGAAAGACUGAAGUUUUACUGAUACGUUUUGCCUUAAAUCGUUAGUUUUUUGCCGUCUGUCUGUACAUAUUCGAUCGGGUAAUUGUUGGAUUCGCGAAGGGUCACCUCAAGAUGCCCAGCAUGGAAAAAAAUCUCUUCAAUUUAAAGUUUGCUGCCAAAGAACUCCAAAGAAAUUCCAAGAAAUGUGACAAAGAAGAAAAAUUAGAGAAGGCUAAAGUCAAAAAAGCCAUCCAGAAAGGAAAUGUGGAAGUAGCAAGGAUCCAUGCAGAGAAUGCCAUCAGACAGAAGAACCAGUCUGUGAACUUCCUGAGGAUGAGCGCACGGGUUGAUGCAGUGGCAGCAAGGGUCCAAACUGCAGUUACUAUGAACCAGGUAACAAAAUCUAUGGCUGGGGUGGUAAAAGGCAUGGACACUGUUCUGAAGAGUAUGAAUCUGGAAAAGAUUUCAUCCCUCAUGGACAAGUUUGAACGCCAGUUUGAAACUCUGGAUGUUCAGACAGCCCAAAUGGAGGACACCAUGAGCAGCUCAACAACACUCACAACACCACAGAGUCAAGUGGAUUCAUUGCUGCAUGAAAUGGCUGAUGAAGCAGGAUUGGACCUGAACAUGGAGCUCCCUCAGGGACAGAUGGGAUCAGUUGGCACCAGUGUAGCUUCUGCAGAACAGGAUGAACUGUCUCAAAGGCUCUCUAGGCUCAGAGAUCAAAUCUAAAGGAAGACUGUGGUGGACAGACACUGUGACGUGGAGCUCUGGAAUGCCUGUACACUACCUGAAUAUUACUCCCAAAGCAUCAUAUUUUUUUCUGCUCUUUACACCUUGUGUUUCUGUUGAGGAGCUUCUGUAUUGCUGUUUUUCCCCCACAGAUAUGACCUUUGCUGAUUCUGUGUUGAUAAUAACCUUGCGGUGAUUAGAUGCAUUCUUUGGACACCUUUCUGAAAGCUUAGAAAUUUACUGGCUAUGGAUGUGUGCGUUAUUCCUAAAAUACAUAUUUACCAGGAAGAUCUUAGGUAAUGUUUUGUUAAAUAUGCAUACUUUAAAACUUCAUACGUUAAAAUAAAAUGGACUAAGACAA